CUUUCGCCCGAAAAAAACAUUGGAACUCCAAAUCUCCUUUCGAUUACGUCACACACUUCUCCGGGGCAGAACGGCAGGACUAAACGAAGACGCCUUGCUGCUUGUCAUACCAGUGGGUGACAAGCACGAUGCUCGCCAUGAAGGUAGCCUUGGCGGCAAGCUUCGUCGGCGUGGUGGUCGGACUCUGCCCCGCACCGAAGUCACUGCUGCGAACGCCGGAAAGAGGCGCCCUGCUGCUGCCCUCUAGGGACAAUGGUAUGCCCGCCGCAGCUGCACGAACAUCCAUCCGCAUGGCGUCAUCAUCUCCUGCUGACGGGGGCGGCGAUGAGCAGAGCACGGGGCCGUUCACGCGCAAGUCGCUCCUUGAGGGCGUGACGAAAGCUGCUGGAGUGCUCGGUGCGGGAACCUUCGUGCAGAAGGGCUUCGUCGCCGGCGUGCCGUAUCACGGCAGCCCGGAUCUGAGCGGCAAGACGGCGGUUAUCACGGGAGGAAACACGGGGCUGGGCAAGGAGACCGCGGUGCGGCUAGCGCAGCUCGGGGCCGACGUGACGAUCGCCUGCAGGAACCCGGACAAGGCCUUCGCGGCGCUGGAUGACAUCAAGGCUCAAGCCCCCGGGGCUAAGGUCGGGGCGAUGCCGUUGGACCUGGCAUCCCUCGACAGCGUUGGAUCCUUCGCCAAGCGGUACGCCUCCUCCUCCGACCGGCUGGACAUCCUGGUCAACAACGCGGGCGUGAUGGCCAUCCCCGAGCGCCAGGCGACUAAGGACGGCUUCGAGAUGCAGUUCGGAACCAACCACCUCGGGCACUUUCGACUCACGAGCCUGCUGAUGCCGGCUCUGCUCAAGAGCCCGGACGCGCGGGUGGUCAACGUCGCGAGCUCGGCGCACCUGUUCGCGUCCUCGGUGGAGUGGGACGACCUCAACGCCCAGGCCCCCGGCGCUUACGCGCCCUGGAAGGCCUACGGUCUCAGCAAGCUCAGCAACAUCUACUUCACCAAGGCCCUGCAGAGAAGAGUGGACAGCAAAGGAGGCUCCAUCACAGCGACGACUUUGCACCCGGGAGCUUGCCGAACGGAACUAGGCCGGUAUCUGUUCGACCCUUCCCAGCCGGCGAACCCUCUAGUCUACCCCGCUCUCGCCGCAUUGACGCUGGUCACCAAAUCUUCGAAGGAGGGUGCUCAGACACAGAUCGCGUGCGCAGCGGAUCCUGCCCUCGGCAAGGGGAGCUCCGCGGGGGGGACAUACUUUGUCGGGCCUAAGAUUUCCGAGUUGCCUUCGGAGUUGGCAAGAGAUCCCGAAGCGGCGGAGCGGAUGUGGGCAGCCAGCGAGAAGUUGGUUGGGAAGUUUUCUGUGUAAAAUGCUUACGAACACAAUCUCACAGAGACUACCCGCUCGGGACACUAUCGAAGGGACGUGUUGAAGUCAGUAAACAAAGUGUUGAGAAUAAAAUGUGUAGUGUUGCGUUGUUCUAGCGAGAGAUUCGUGUCGCUCGUGGAUUUGUUUAGACAUGGCUGCUGCUUGGGGGAGACAGGCUUAUGAGAAAUGGUGUGUGGUUGCCAAAGGGGCUUAUUCUGGUGCGGUUACCAAGGAAGAGGAGGUGGUGCUACAGCCAUGAAGAGGGUGCUUGGGUGUUGACUCAGAUAGCCGGAGGGAUGAUGACGUGGACCCUUUUGGGCAGCCGGCCUGUUUUUUUCGGAUGACAAAGAGCGCGCCGGUGGUGUGACUACAAGGAUAGGUUAGGUGUGUGUUUUAUCACCUGCGACAACGUCUUGCGUGAUGAAUGACCAAAGGCUCCCCGGUAGGCCGACGACCACACGCGUGUUCUGUGUGAAUAGAUUGCCGUUUGUCACUACUCCUCCUCCAGUGAAUUUUUUGUGUAGUGUCUCGAUAUGAUGGCGUCACGUAUGGAUAAUAGAAACGAAGGUGCUGCUUCGUACGUACACGAGAAUAUCUAGUCUAAUCGAUGCCGGGC
Molecule: messenger RNA, 1971 nt
Organism: Ectocarpus siliculosus
Lineage: Eukaryota; Phaeophyceae; Ectocarpales; Ectocarpaceae
Source: the annotation of a GenBank genome assembly